AUGUCUACGGAAGCCCUCCAUCGUCAUAUAUUGGCGAAAUGGCAAACCUCUUUCUCCCGCCUCAAUCGCGACCAGCCAGGUAUCUCGGGGCUACUUGCCAUCAGCGAGGCAUGGACACUGGCCGCGGGAUUUUUAUAUCCGAUUGAUCUCACGAAUCCCUCAGCGAAGAAAGAGUAUAAUACUAUGGAGGUUAAGUCCGCUGUAGAAGUCCUGAGCAAGGCAAAGAUGCUACCAAUGCUGUUAGAGAACUUUCUAGAGGAUAUGCGGAAGCAGCAACAUUUGAUAAGUAAGGAGUACCAGGAAGCCUCAGAGGUGCAGUAUAUUGCCCGCUUGGUUUUCCGCCUUCUUGAGUGGUACAAGGCAUGGGUACCAAUCCAUGAAUUGGGACACACUAUCGUCUCAACAUACACGUUAAAUUUUCAGACUCAUGUCUUUUCCAUUCUUCCGCCGUCUUUCUCCAAGGGCUUCAAGGAUCUUGUAGCUUCAACUUUUGAGCUUGUGCAAUCGUCGUCACCACCGCCAUGGGCACCCCCUACUCAGGUGCAAGAUCGGUCACGCAGGCACGAUCUUCCGCUUUGGACGGCUUUUGACCAACUCGGUCUGUUAGACCGGUAUGAAUCUCUCAUCUCGAGUGUUUGUUACGACCAUAUCGAAGCGCAUGUCCUUGAGACAUGCACAGGGAAAUGGGAAGAACCUAUGCUCAAGGAGCUGCGUAAUUGGAUGGCGGACAAAAUUGUACCAUGGAUGUUGAUGCCAUAUGCAAGAGGCGCAAGAAAUACGGAAGAAGCAAGAUCUAUGCUGCAGGGGGUGGGUUCGAGGUUCGACUUCCAUGUUUGCAAGACAUUAAGUGAUUUACGGACCCGCGAGAUCUUCGAUAUAAUUGUUGAUUACCCAGAUUCAUCGAGCGCAUUGUAUGAUUUGAAGGAAUGUCUUGCACGCGUGGACCAACGCGCUCAAGUCGUCCAGACGUUGCGGAAAGCGAACAAGAAACGACUUUUACAUCCGGGCGCAGAUACCAAAGACAUCUUAACUCAAUAUGUAUCUAUAAUCCGCUGUUUACGCAUUGUCGACCCCCCUGGUGUAUUGUUAUUCAAAGUUGCUGAUCCGAUUCGGAAAUACCUCAGAGAGCGCCCGGACACGAUCCGUUGUAUUGUAGCGAGUUUGGUUGGGGAUGGAGAAAGUGGCGACUCCUUAGUUGAUGAGAAUGAGCCGAUACAACCGCUUCAGCAGAUGCAAGUGGAAGAUUAUACUGAUCCAAACUGGGAGCCAGAACCAAUCGAUGCGGGACCAGAUUUCCGGACGAAUAAGCCCGGAGAUGUGAUCAGCACUCUGGUCAGUAUAUAUGAUUCGAAAGACUUAUUUGUGAAGGAACUACAGGUUUUACUUGCUCAACGGCUAUUGGCAAUCACGGAUGGUAACUUUGAGCGGGAGCGGCGAAACAUCGAAAUUUUGAAGAUUCGCUUCGGAGAGCCUGCGCUGCAAGUAUGUGAGGUCAUGUUAAAGGACAUGACGGAUUCUAGGCGCAUGGAUCAGCAUGUCCAGUCCCAGAAAAAUUUGGUUCUACAUCCCACUGUGAUAUCUAGACAUUUUUGGCCACCUUUACAGUCGGGUAAUUUCAUAAUGCCUGGACAGUUUAAGCGAAUCCAGGAAGAAUAUGCAAAUGAAUUUACAACCUUCAAACCAGAUAAGAAAUUGCGCUGGCUUCCACACCUUGGGACUCUCCAUUUGGAAAUCGAGCUCCAAGAUCGUACUGUGUCCGUCGAUGUACCGCCUCUAGAGGCCGCUUUCAUUGAAUUAUUCUCUGAAAAAGAUGUCUGGGGUAUCGAUGAAUUGAUCGGUCAUGUUGGAUCUGUGGAUCGCGCGACCGCUUUCAAAGCCCUCUCGACUUGGGUGGAUCUAGGUAUCCUAGAGGAGGAUGAGCAAAAUCAAUACCGUCUUUUGGAGGUUGCUGCGGACGUCUCGACCUCGGGUCGCAAACCCGCGCCUUUGAAAUCAGCUCAAGUGAUGGAGGAAGUGCCCGCAAUUUUGACUAUCCAGCAACAGCAAGCCGAGCAGAUGAAAGUCUUCUGGAAGGCAAGUCUUCUCGGCAUGAACUUCAUCGAGGGCAUGCUCACCAAUCUUGGGACACUGAGCUUGGACCGUAUACAGACCAUGUUGAAGUUUGCGCCGGGUUACGAUCGGACUAUUGAACAGCUUGGUACAUUCAUGGAAGCUGCUAGGCGAGAGGGUCUUGUAACGGUUAAGGACGAGACUUCAACCUACUCGCACUUCGAUGUUGAGCAUCACAACCAGUCGGACCGACCACGUUCCAUUAUGCUAUCUUCCAAACCACUCAGUGAGCUCGAUGCUUGUUCCAUUGCGUCUGAAUCUACAUCUGCCAAGGACGAAAUUCCCGAUGGGCUUCACAACUAUGAAAUGCACGAAGAGCUUGGGCGCGGUGCUACGUCUAUCGUCUACCGCGCAAUCUGUAAACGGGGUAGACUGCGCGGCCGUCAAGUUGCUCUGAAGAAGAUACUUCUGGGUGUAGGGGAAAAGUCGGCAGGUUCUACGUAUCUCACGACCUCAACCUGCUUGCACCAAUCACUCUAUCACCCAUCUGUCGUAUCCCUGUUAUCCAAAUUUUCUGGGCCUUCCGGCCACUACCAUGUUCUGGAGCUCUGUUCUCGCGGUACACUCUCUACAUUUCUUCAUUCGCGAUGCCCACCCAUCCUUCAUGAGGAUGAACUCAGAAGGGUCCUCAAGCACCUGGUAGAUGCUCUUGUAUAUCUCAGGAAGGAGCGCGUCUUGCACAGAGACAUCAAAACUAGCAAUAUAUUACUCACCGAAGACUUCCGUGUCAAACUAUCUGAUUUUGGACUUGCGACUCGACUGCCUACAGAGGCGUCUACGAGUUCCACAUUUUGUGGUUCCCCCAACUAUGUUGCGCCUGAGGUCGUUUCGCGCCUGCCGUACGGGUUCAGUGCAGACAUUUGGUCACUAGGCUGUUUCGUAGUGACGUGCCUUACAGGGACUCCUCCUUUUGAGGCACCUUCUGUUGGUGAAAUCUUCAGCAACAUCGCGCGCGGUGAAUAUGUGGUUCCUCGUAAUGUGUCACUCGAAGCCAGGGACCUGAUAAACGUGUUACUCCAGCCUGAUCCAGUCCACCGCAUCUCUUUACAUCGGAUUUUGGCACAUCCUUUCUUCAAACCCUCACUUCCGACCAAGGCUUUAUCAAACACCGCACACCCACAGUUCCGUCGACAGCGUCAAGAAAGCCAGCAAGAAAAUUCCAUAAAUCUUCCCCCCCUGAAGGCGUCUCGGUACCCCAGCCAUUUGUCCAAAGAAUCCUCAAACUAUCUGCGUCAGCCCUUCAAAACUCGGACGGGGUCGGCACCGACACCCAUCACUCAACCAAAGAGACUUCUGACAGAUACUCUGAACAAGGACGUGCGAAACCUGCUUAACGACGAGCUGAGUUCCGGAAUCUCUCGACGUUUCUUCUCUGUGCCGGUCUCUAAACAUGCCAUGAAUAUGAACACUGGGCAACUCCUCCGGCCCCCUUCGGAGGUACUUCCUGAGAUUCUGUCGCCGACACCUGGGUUGACUCCGGAUUCUGGAUCUGUGCGUUCUGGAACUGCAUUUGAGCUGGGGGCUUGCGCUUUUAAGCCUACAAAGGGGAGUAUUGUCCUGGCUGAGUGUCCUCCACCUGCUGUUUCGACUGGCUCUCCGAAGGCCUGUAACAUAGUCCGGAAACAUCACAUCACAUCAAAGCUAACGCGAGAUCGGGCUAGCUCCUUGGUGUCUAUGGCUUCUGAGACGGACUCUGAAGGGGUCGCUUGCGGUGUUGUAGCUGGGUCGGCAUCUGAUAGGGGCUUGUCUGGGAACUCUGUACCGCUGCAAAUGCGCCAUUCUCAGGACACGUUUGCUCGAAUCUCGAAUCUACCUGCGGGACGUCCUCAGCACCCAGUGUUCUCUACGGCUUAUCUACACUGUGGCACACACAAGACCGUGAAUGGACAAAUUAUAGUGCUUCCGUCAAAGUCUCUUCUAAUCGACUUUCGUGAAGGCGAACGUCGGAAAGGUCGGAAGGGUAAUGAAGUCCUCUUGGUUAGCCCCGAAGGUGACACGAUACAGGUUCACAGCGCGCCGCAUCUCAGUACACCUUGCUGCUUGGUUGAACCACUUGCCACGUACACUAUCGAGAACUUGCCCUCUGCUUACUGUAAUGUGUAUAAGGAUGCUGGUUGCAUCGUCAAUCAACUCAAACAACGUAUACCAAAGCUGGUUCUGUACAAGCCCGAAGCGAGACUGACCCUCAUGGCAAAUGAACCACUCGGCGACAUAGAAGUUUCCUUCGCCUCUGCAGCCCUUCCAGGCAGCUCUGACCUUUCACGGGAAGGUACAACGUCCCUGCAUGGCGUGGACAUGCGCGUCCGACUAUGGCGCCGGAAGCAAUUAGUCGAAGUGGCCCGCCACCAUCGCCCUGGGUCGACGAUGCCAGGGGCAAACGAAUGGAUCAAAAAGGUAAUUCCGACAAAUCCGAAUGGCCGCACUGUCCCAGCGGAGACCUGGAACACAAUGGAGCCUGUUGAACAGAGCGGUCUGCGUCAUCUGGCUGACUUCUUGCUUGUCUGUGAGGCUGUGGAAUCUGUAGCUCAGGUUCCCUCCGACAUUCGCACGUUUGUCGAAGACUCGGGUAAUAGGCUCUGGUCUACGGAGCAAGUUGCGAACGCUCGCCAGUCUUCGACUUCUAGUCAAGAUAAGGAUGGUCGCAAGCGUCUCGAUCAAGUGGUUUGCCGGAUGGAGCGAAGCCCUCGGCGGUCCUCGUCGGCACGAAGACCGGACGUCGCCAAAAACGAUGAGAUUACCCUGGCCACUGUGGCGACCGCAGCAAGCACGGUGUUCCCGUCGUUCAGCCUGCAGCCACGUCCGAGAAAGUUCUCGUCUGUGUUGUCCCUUCGGGUUGAAGAUGGCAGAGUCAUGGAUAAUGGCUCGGUCUUUGGGCGCGACUCUCGUCAUGAGGAGGAACAAUCCCCGCAGUCGGCGGUUGACGCCGAGAAGCAGGAUGAUGCGCCGCAGACGAAAUUUCUGCCUUCUGUGGGCUGGAUCAUGUUUCAUGACGGUGCAUCAUUGGAGAUCGAUACAGGCUGCGUCGAUGGGCACUCUGGGGCGGUGCAAUUUACCAGCUCCUCGAAGGAGCCUCCUUUCACGGAGGUCCUCAUCGGCGGUGGGACACAGGCGCAUAUCGCGGGAGUCCGCAGAUAA
This is a messenger RNA of Fibroporia radiculosa, 5244 nucleotides long. RefSeq lists its product as uncharacterized. The record is from RefSeq and is a predicted model, not a curated record. Gene Ontology annotation, cellular component: anaphase-promoting complex. Gene Ontology annotation, biological process: protein phosphorylation; ubiquitin-dependent protein catabolic process. Gene Ontology annotation, molecular function: protein kinase activity; ATP binding; ubiquitin protein ligase binding. NCBI's taxonomy places the organism in Eukaryota, Fungi, Basidiomycota, Agaricomycetes, Polyporales, Fibroporiaceae. The transcript has 29 exons. The coding region runs from base 1 to 5244 and encodes 1747 amino acids.